This is a messenger RNA of Dothidotthia symphoricarpi CBS 119687, 1362 nucleotides long. Its product is annotated as glycoside hydrolase family 53 protein. The coding region runs from base 164 to 1228 and encodes 354 amino acids. Gene Ontology annotation, molecular function: glucosidase activity. Gene Ontology annotation, biological process: pectin catabolic process. Lineage: Eukaryota; Fungi; Ascomycota; Dothideomycetes; Pleosporales; Dothidotthiaceae. The transcript has a single exon. The record is from RefSeq and is a predicted model, not a curated record.
UGAAGAUCCCUACCUGUCAUCUAUGCCAUGAGUAGAGACGGAAGCGUUACUACUCAUGUCGGAGUAUUUCCCAGCGUAUAAGAGUAGGGGUGGGCAUUGAAUUCUCCGAGAAGAUAUCAGCAAGCAUCCCCUUCCCAACAACCCAGCAUCUCGGGCACUCACCAUGCGUCUUCCUUCUCUUCUUUCUCUGCUUUAUGCCACCACGGCGCUGGCCGCCCUCCCUUACAAGGGCAUAGACUGGUCGUCCCUGCUUAUCGAAGAAAAAGCCGGCAAGGUCUACAAGAAUGCCGCAGGACAAACCCAACCCCUCGAGACCAUCUUGAAGAACACGGGCGUCAACACCGUCCGCCAGCGCCUAUGGGUCAAUCCUUCUGAUGGAAACUACAACCUCGACUACAAUAUCAAACUGGCAAAGCGAGCCAAAGCCGCAGGCCUACAGAUCUACCUAGACUUCCACUACAGUGACAACUGGGCGGACCCAGGCAACCAAGCCACGCCUGCAGCGUGGAAAGGGCUAGCCAAAGACGCCCUGGUCACGAAGAUCUAUGACUACACCAAGAGCGUCCUGGACACCUUCCAAACCGAAGGUAUCCCCCUGAGCAUUGUCAGCAUCGGCAACGAAAUCACACCAGGUCUACUCUUUCCCACCGGCCAACUAAGCGCCAGCAACGGCCCGGCAAAUGUCGCCGCCCUGCUCAAGAGUGCUAGCAAAGCCGUCAAGGAGAGCCGCAUCCGACCCACGCCCAAGAUCAUGAUCCACCUCGACAGCGGCUGGAACUGGGAGACGCAAAAGUGGUGGUACAACACUGUCCAAGCCGGCGGCCUCUCGACGUCAGACUACGACAUCCAGGGCCUUUCGUACUACCCGUUCUACAACCCUUCCGCUACCCUCGCAGCCAUCUCAACCUCAAUGGCCAACUUGGCCAAGACGUUCAACAAGGAGGUUAUGAUUGUCGAGACCAACUGGCCGUCGUCCUGCCCCAACCCGAAGUACGCGUUCCCUGAGGACACCAAGUGGGUUGACAUCAGCGCAUAUGGUCAGGCACAGUGGAUUAAGGAGUUGGGCAAGCGUGUCGCUGCAGUGCCGGGAGGAAAGGCAACAGGUCUCUUCUACUGGGAGCCUUCUUGGAUCGAAAACCCAGGGCUUGGAAGCAGCUGUGACUGGAAUUUGAUGUUUGCGAACGACGGAACGGUCAUGGAGGGCAUGGCUGCGUACAAAACCAUUUGAGAGGAUCUGACCGCUGUUUUUGUUAGGUCGGCAACUCACCCUGUAUAGUAGUACAUAGUAGUGCUACAACGGGGAAUUUGUAUAUAAUUAUUCAUUUCUUCUAAUACAAGACGCUCCAAAACUUUACGUGAGAG